Messenger RNA from Musca domestica (house fly), 5068 nucleotides. RefSeq names its product coronin-7 (gene pod1). The record is from RefSeq and is a predicted model, not a curated record. The transcript has 14 exons. Lineage: Eukaryota; Metazoa; Arthropoda; Insecta; Diptera; Muscidae. The coding region runs from base 340 to 4047 and encodes 1235 amino acids. Gene Ontology annotation, molecular function: protein binding.
CUCUCAUUCGUGGUUGCCUGAUAAACACCAAAAGCCGAUUAAUCGAAACUAGACUUACGUAUCCCUAUUAGUAUUGCCAGCCAUUAGUAUUUAUAUUUAUUUACAACGAACAGAGUCGUCGUACACAGUCGUCGGAGGAAAGAAGAAAAAGCAUUUCAUAUAAUUUUAUCAGACACUUUCACAAUAUAUCGAAUCGAAGCAAGAAGAAGAGAGAAGUUGUAGAAAUAGUGCCGACGACAAACUCAAUUCAGUUUGAUUAAUAAUUUUACAUCUAGACUCGGUCGUAAGAGAGGCAAUAAACUUUUUCACUUUGCAACUGCUGGUGUUGACGAAGACACAAUGGCCUGGCGUUUUAAAGCAUCCAAGUACAAGAAUGCAGCACCUAUUGUACCCAAGCCGGAAGCAUGUAUACGUGACAUAUGUGUAGGUUCCUAUCAAACCUAUGGCAAUAACAUUGCCGCCUCGGCCGCCUUUAUGGCAUUCAAUUGGGAACACACGGGCUCCAGUGUGGCUGUACUGCCAUUGGACGAUUGCGGACGUAAAAGCAAGACCAUGCCAUUGUUGCAUGCCCACUCGGAUACGGUAACGGACUUGGGUUUUUCACCAUUUCAUGAUGGGCUGUUGGCAACGGCCUCACAGGAUUGUAUGGUUAAGAUAUGGCAUAUACCGGAAAAGGGCUUGGAGACGUCGCUAUCAGAUCCGGAGUGUGUCUUUUCGCAUAAACAGAGGCGGGUAGAGACAGUGGGCUUUCAUCCCACCGCCGAUGGUCUGUUGCACUCAACAUCGGCUGGUUGUGUGACGCUGUUUGAUUUGACGGCCCAAAAGGAGAUUUAUUCAAACAAUGAACAUCCAGAAGUCAUACAAUCAGCCAGCUGGCGUCAAGAUGGCACUGUAAUUGCCACCAGUUGCAAGGAUAAAUUUGUGAGGAUUUUAGAUUGUCGUGUCAAUGGUUCUCCCAUACAAAUGUCGGCUGAGUCCCAUCAAAGUAUUAAGGAUUCUCGUGUUGUGUGGCUGGGCAAUCAGUCACGCAUAUUGACCACUGGCUUUGACUCGGCCCGUUUAAGACAGGUCAUAAUACGUGACAUACGUAACUUUGCGGUGCCAGAAAAAACCCUGGAAUUGGAUUGUUCCACGGGUAUUUUAAUGCCGCUCUUCGAUGCUGAUACCAAUAUGUUAUUCCUGGCCGGCAAGGGUGACACCACAAUCAAUUACCUCGAGGUAACCGACAAGGAUCCAUACUUAAUUGAGGGACUACGCCACACGGGUGAACAGACCAAGGGUGCUUGUUUGAUACCAAAACGUGCCCUUAAAGUUAUGGAGGGUGAAGUAAAUCGAGUGCUACAAUUAACCUCAAAUAUGGUUAUACCAAUUAUGUAUCAGGUACCACGAAAGACUUACAGAGAUUUCCAUAGUGAUUUAUAUCCCGAUACGGCCAGCUGCCGCACUGAGCUGACGGCCGCAGAAUGGAUGAAUGGUUGCAACAUGGCGGUGCCCAAAAUGAGUUUAGAUCCUGCCAAACGUGAUUUGGGCGAUGCACCUGUUGUUAUCCAUCGUGGAAACUUAAAAGAAUACAUUAAAAAUAUCGAAAACAAAAAACUCAAUAAUGGCAGCCAUACAAUUCCUCCCACAACACCCCCAACACAACAAAUCAUUGCCAAAUCUUUGAAAUCUCCCAAACAAGAAGUUGUCGAAACGGAUGAACUGUCAAAUAUUUUCAAAAAAUUUGAUAGCAAAUAUAAAACUGAUUCAGAAAAGGAAUGUGGCGAAGACAACAUGAUGCACGAUGAUGAUGGCGGCUCACCGUCACAAGACUCACCCAAUACCGAGGAUUCUUCGUCGUCCGUGCCCAAACCAAUGCCUCGUACUUCACGCAAUAAUUCGUUGCAAGAUUCAAUGCCAAAUUUGCCAAUGGAUGCCAACAAAGUUAUGCCCAAGCCAAGGCCACGUACCACGGCCAGUGCCUAUAAGCCACGCCUGGGUCCCAAACCCUUCUCGAGCAAUGCUGCAGAUGUUACCUUUGAUAAGGUAUUUGCUGUACCCGUUGCCCCCGGAUCUCAAGAAAAUCUAUCGAAUACAAAGUCAGAGACACCAGUUACCCAUGAAACUGAUUCAACUUCGCCAUCGGCCACGAAACCAGAUCUAAUCGUAGAAAUUGAGAUUAAAAAGACUACCACAGAAACUGAUAAUAAUGAAAACAAUGGACUACAAAAAUCGUUAUCUACGUCAGAAAGGCGUAAAUCUUCACUGGAUGAUGAAGAUUCUAGCGAGAAGAUCUUUGAACAGAACCAUUCCGAGUCAUCGGAAAACUCGACCGAAGGCGAUGACAAGGCUGAAUCGGAGUUGCGUAGAUUUUCACCAGCCCGCAAUAGUAUUGCCGAGCGACGACGCUUGUAUGAGUUACACUCAAAGAGUACUACCGAGGAACGGGCUCAGUCACCAGUGCCAUUACGCCGUGAGCUAUCCAAAGUUGAUUCCACAAAAUCCGGUUCGAUUGAUAUCAAACGAACUUCGGUGCCCGAGGGUAAAUUGCUCGAAGAGAAACGUCGCAAUUUGCCAGCCAAAGAGGUUUGCGACAAUGGUUCAGCGGCAGCCAUUAAGAAAUCUGCCACCGAAACAGCCAUCACCACAUCCACCAAACGGACAUCCACGGUAUUUGGCAAAGUUUCCAAAUUUCGCCAUCUCAAGGGUACACCCGGCCACAAGUCGACACACAUUGAAAAUUUGCGCAAUCUGAGCCGUCAAAUACCAGGUGAAUGCAAUGGAUUCACCGCCAAUCAUGAACGUGUGGCCGUACCCCUUUCGGGACCGGGUGGUAAAAUUGCCAUUUUUGAGCUAAGCAAACCGGGACGUUUGCCUGACGGUGUCAUACCCUCACUGGUGAAUGGUAAUAAUAUCAUGGAUUUCCAAUGGGAUCCAUUCGAUGCCAAACGUUUGGCUGUGGCUUGUGAUGAUGGUAUGGUGAAAUUUUGGCGCAUACCCGAGGGUGGUUUAUCCGAACCAACCAAUACACCCGAACAGGAGCUGAAUUCCCAUUUGGAUAAAAUCUAUUUUAUACGUUUCCAUCCUUUGGCUCAGGAUAUUCUGCUAACGGCUAGCUAUGAUAUGACCAUUAAGCUGUGGCACAUACCCACCAUGGAGGAGAAAUGUGUUUUGACCGGGCACACUGAUCAAAUAUUUGACUUUGCCUGGAGUCCAUGUGGCAAGUAUGGUGCCACCGUCAGUAAGGAUGGUAAGAUACGCAUAUAUAAUCCCAGGAAAUCGGAGACACCAAUUCGUGAAGGCAAUGGACCGGUUGGUACGAGAGGAGCUCGUAUUGUCUGGGCUCUGGAUGGGCAGUAUAUUGUGUGCACAGGAUUCGAUAAGGUAUCUGAGCGCCAAAUCAGCGUCUACAAGGCGGACAGUUUGAAUGCUCCCCUCAAUACGGCAAGUUUGGAUGUAUCACCCUCCAUACUCAUUCCCUUCUACGAUGAGGACAGUUCAACAUUGUUUGUCACGGGCAAAGGUGAUUCCACCAUCUAUUGCUAUGAGAUAACCGAUGAAGAACCCUAUAUAUGUCCACUGUCACAUCAUCGUUGUACAUCGUUGCAUCAGGGCUUGAGUUUCCUCACCAAGAAUCAUUGUGAUGUGGCAAGUGUGGAAUUUUGCAAAGCCUAUCGUUUGACAAACACCACCAUUGAACCGUUGAGUUUUACUGUGCCACGUAUAAAGAGUGAAUUAUUCCAAGAUGAUCUAUUCCCACCUACACGUGUCACUUGGCUACCCACAAUGACGGCCGAAGAAUGGUUUCUAUCGAACGAUAAGAAACCGAAAAAGAUUAGUCUACAACCCGAGGGCAUGGAUACAUUGUCCUCCAUACAGCCCGUGGUUAGCCAGACCAAGCGUACGGAAAAUGUUACAACGUCUAAUGAUAAUUUUUCAAAUAAAUUUGAAUCGGAUAGAAUCAAGCAGAAAGAGAUACAAAAAUCGGUUAGUGCACGCAUGGAAUACAACACCAAAUUGGAGCAAGACGAUAUGGAAGGUGUUGAUGAAACUGAAUGGCAAGAUUAAGUUUUCAUUUUUUUUUUAAUUUUUGGUAAUUUUUAAUAGCCAAGCAAAAACCAUACUAGUUUAAGUUAUUUGUUUAUAUGAACGAAAAAAAAAAGAAAGUAAGAAAGAAAGAUAAUUAAAAUUAUGAUCUCCUCUCCAACAACCCCCCAACACCCACCUUAAAUCCCAUAAGAAAACGGGAAAUUUCCCGAAAACAAAAGAAGCUCCUUUUAAUAUUAAUCCUCCAUGAUCCAUGUUUCAGUGUUUUUGCUUAGUCUUAGGCAAUAAGUGUAAGAAUUUUUGCUUUGAUAUAAUUUAUGGCAUAUUUAUUACUUUUCUGUCUCUAUCACCCUCUAACACUAUUUUUUUUUGGAAUUCUCUGUCCAGCCAUGACAAUUUUAAGUUUUAAAAGAAAUUUAAGAGAAAACCUAAACUAACUAUUUUUACAACAACACUUGAAGAAAAAAAACAAAUGAAGACGAAGAAGAAUAUGAUGAAGAACUUGUUUAAUACACAACUUUAGAUUUAAUUUUGAACUAAACAAAAGGAAAACAAAACAUCCUCUACAUACACAUACAUAUAUUUUUUGUAUCUAGUCUAUAGUAUUUUAUGUUAUAUUGUAUUUUUGCUCUGUUAUAUAAACUAUCUUAUCUAUCGAUAUCUAUCUAUACCUUCAAUCUUUACCCAAGAAUUUCCCUUAACUUUUUGCAUUCAUUUCUUUGACAUUUGGAGAAAACAAAAGACAUCUAUUCCUUUAUAAAGAAAAGUAUUCUGUUAAACAUGUAAAUGAAAUCAAUUCCAUUCCUUAUAUUUGAUAUUCCGCAAAACAAUAUGGAUCCGAAUGGAAUAUGGUUCAAAUUCAUUCGACCAUAUUUCAAAUCAUCCAAUAAACAUGCACUCACAUGACAUGACUUUGCUCUCUCAAUUUGGCCAAUUUACAAAACGGGAACAAGUCCUGACCAAUAGACUGAUCAACACUACCAACAAUUUGAAGAAAACAAACGAAAAAGACAAAAACUAACUAAAAAUACUCUCCUUUGAC